Molecule: messenger RNA, 558 nt
Organism: Penicillium olsonii
Lineage: Eukaryota; Fungi; Ascomycota; Eurotiomycetes; Eurotiales; Aspergillaceae
Source: the annotation of a GenBank genome assembly
AUGCAACAGAGUAAUGGUGGUGCACAAUUCAGCUCAUCUGAGUUGAAAGAUUUGUUCCGUCUCGAUGAAGAGCGCGCCUGUCAAACGCACGAAUUGAUAGGCUGUCAGUGCGGUGGCAGGGGUGUUGUCGAAUCUUCUGCUCCUGUUUCUGGUACCGCAACGCCAGCAGAUGAUUCUGAUGGGGACUUGUCGGAUCCUCCGUCCGGGGACGAGUGGGAUUCUGACGGAUCCUCGCUCAGCCCUUUGAGAUUGAGACCCGCUUCUGGGGUUGAUAUGGAAAAGCAGGAACGAGAGAUUCGCGAUGGUACCUUCCGUGCUAAGCUAGAGAAGAAGAAGGGCAAUGGCAAGGCUGGCAAGUCCAAGGACCAGAAGGAUAAGAUGCAUCAGACUCUUGCUCGAUACGCGCAUAUCGAUCCCACCCUCUUGGACCCUGAUGCCGAGGACGAGGAGCUUGAGGCUUCUAUCGAUGAUGAUGUACUUGUCUCUAUGCUUAAGGAUGAGUGCAACUUGAUCGGGUAUGUCUUCAAGCAGACGAAUGGAGCAGAGAUGGGGGCUUAG